Drosophila elegans is the source of this 1835-nucleotide messenger RNA. Its product is annotated as transmembrane protein 65. The transcript has 6 exons. The record is from RefSeq and is a predicted model, not a curated record. NCBI's taxonomy places the organism in Eukaryota, Metazoa, Arthropoda, Insecta, Diptera, Drosophilidae. Bases 156 to 983 code for a protein of 275 amino acids. Gene Ontology annotation, cellular component: mitochondrion.
ACGCUUAGCGAAUUUGUAUACGAAGUGUAAACAAUUUUGAGUGCAUGUGUGUGGGGCAGUUUAUUUUCUUGAUUAUACCAAAACGCGAGGAAGAAUAUUCAGCGUGAAAUUAAAAUUGUAUAAUAGACAAUAAAUAAAACCGGUGUAAAUCAACAAUGCGACAGCACUGUCAUACCAUGCUCUGGAACCUAGUGCGCCAGUGCAAUUCUUCACCGAUUAAACAGUCGUGGCCCUAUGGCCAGUUAUUGGGAAGCCAGCUGUUGAACCUUCCGUGCUCCUCUAACGCUGCCACCUGCACCACUUCUUCUAGCAACUACUCUAAGUUCAACACACACUUGUCCACGGAAAAGGCUAUGGAGCUUUUAUGCAACCUAGACGAGGAGGAGCGUAGCAACCUUCGCUGUGCCCUCGGCAAAAUAGACGCCGACAAGGAGAAGAAGUUUUACGAGAGCCAGCUGGCCGUUGGCAGUUGGCGCACUCGCUUCGGACGACUCUCUCAUAAAGCGGCAUUGGGUCAGGUCAUUGCAGGCACUUAUUGUGCUGUGCCAGAUGAUUGGCUGCGAAAAAAAAUGGUUGAAUCAGCAGCACCACCCUCCGCAGGUCAAUUGUACAGCAUUUUCUUUGUAAAUGCAGUACCUUUUAUAGCCUUCGGAUUUCUUGACAAUUUUAUCAUGAUUAUGGCGGGCGAAUAUAUUGAAUAUUAUUUGGGCCACUUUAUAACACUAUCUACGAUGGCAGCAGCUGGCCUUGGCAACACCAUUAGUGAUAUUCUGGGCAUCACAAUGGCCACUUACGUGGAGAACGGAUGCCAGAUAUUGGGUCUGAAGCAGCCCAAGUUAACUCCAGCGCAAUUCGAACUGAAGUCUAGUAAGCGGUCAUCCAGUUAUGGACGUAUUGUUGGCAUCACUGUGGGCUGCCUGCUUGGAAUGUGCCCUCUGUGGUUAAUUGAUGAAAAAGAAGAUAAAGCAGACGUGGCUGACUAAAAAAACUGUCUUCUCAACAAAAUUAUCGAUUUUAAUAUAUGUUACAUUUGGUUCUGAUUUUAUAUUCAGAGCAACGAAUUACUAACUUCCUUAGAAAACAAGUUCCAAAUUUUGUUGAAUCGCGGCUCAAAUACAAAACACAUAUCAAAUAAUUGGUAAUAUGCGAGCAAAGUAUCAAAAUAUAUUUUAAAUGUUUUUUAUAAUGUUAAACUAAUUAUUUGAACUUUUCCAUGAUAUUUCGAUGCUCUUGAGUAAAAUUCAAAUUAAAACUUAUGUUCCAUAACCUGCCCCUGCAUCACAAGUUCUGUUUAAUCCCAACUGCCUAGCUCUUAUAGUCUAGAUAUUCUGCUUUUUCAAACAUUUUACUUUUCCUAGCAUGUCAAUGAUUCGGCCCUGUCUAAGAAAUCUCAUAAAACAUAUUUCGUCAAUAUUCCAAAAAGUUGUUGCGACACAAGCUCCCUAGUUUAUAGGCGUGAGCUAUAAUGUCGCAGGUAAAAUUGUUUUCUGUAUUCAAAUUUGACAGACUGCUUUUAGUUUUAAUAUUGCACUUUUUUGGACAUCUGACGAAAUUCAUUUAACUUUUCUUGCUUUUAUUGUAUUUCAACUGUAGCAUUAUUGGCAACAACAUAAUAUUUUGGACAAAGGGCUAACACCAUUUUCAAAAUUUUAGAAAAUUUGUUAAUGUAUACUAAAUCUUAAAAAUAAUUUUAAAAAAAGGGGAAAAAAAUGUAUGUAUAAUGUUCAUAAAAUCACACUGAAAUGUGCCUGUAAACAUGCUUAAAAAUGCCCAGCCUUGGGCUUAAACUUUUCCAUUGGUAUUGAAAUAAAUAUAAAUAUAUUCUACAGAACUAA